GAAGAGCGUUGUGCGGGUGGAUGACAAAAAGGACGAGGACAACAAAGUAAGAGGGAGAGAUGGUGAUCGUGAUUAGAUGGUCUUUCGAAUAUGACUCAAAGCGAGUUUGUUAAACCAUUUAUGGUCAUACAGGCUAUAAUUUAUUACUUAGCUAUUACGUCGUUCUCGUUUUUUCGAAUGCGACAUCGCCCAUUUUCCAUAAUAUCACGCUCCACCCCUGUGAAACACUAUCUACCAAUCCAAGAUUUCAAUGUCUUCCCACUUCUCAACUUUCUGAUGCACCCUCAGUGA
Messenger RNA from Amoebophrya sp. A25, 291 nucleotides. The record is from the annotation of a GenBank genome assembly. NCBI's taxonomy places the organism in Eukaryota, Dinophyceae, Syndiniales, Amoebophryaceae.